AGAGCUCGCCUUGAGCUUGGACUCUAUCACGUGCACAUCACGGCGUGGUUCAAGAGAUUUCCGAGAGACCAGUUCUUUUGGCUUCACUACGAGACCUACAGUUCUGAUCCUGCCUCGACCCUCAGGAGAGUGCACGAUUUCCUGGGUGUGGGCAGGUUGCUCGAGCCAUUUUCUCUUAUCGAUCUGUAUAGAGAUGUAUUGGGGUCAAGGUAACAUUGCUGAGUAGUGGGUAAGUUGCUUGUGUAUCUGCCUACUAUCGUUCUGUAUAAAGAUGUUGCGUUGUCAAGAUAUUAUUUUUUUAAGUGUGGUUAAGUGGUUUUUUAACUCCGUUUCCUCCAUUAGAAUUUACUACACAAGUUCCGAGGGCAGAGAUUACGGUACUGUUGUCUAUUUUAUAAUUUGAAAUGAAUGUCCUGAAAGAAUGUCGUUUUUGUAUGGUCUCAUCACCCCAGCUCAGCUGAGACAAGAAGCCAUGGACGCUAUCACAAACACCACCAGGAUCAACCAGACGAGUAGGAAGAAAGAUCUUGGAUACAUGUGGCCGGAAACAAAGACUUUACUGACCAAAUUCUACACUGAACAUAUUCAAAAACUUUCCCAUUUCCUCGGUGAUGACAGUUUUACAUUGCGAGACAUCUUAGACCAUAACAAAUCUCAUUGA
This is a messenger RNA of Lymnaea stagnalis (great pond snail), 661 nucleotides long. The record is from the annotation of a GenBank genome assembly. NCBI's taxonomy places the organism in Eukaryota, Metazoa, Mollusca, Gastropoda, Lymnaeidae.